GACACCGUUGCGAGAGGAACACAACACAACACAAGUCUAUGACUAUGAUUCUUCUUAUAGAUAGUUGAACACUGCCGCUUCCAUGGCGUCUUCUACUUCCUCGCUUCAAAAACUGCUGUGUCCUCUGCUCUGAACUAAACAAGCUUUCAGCUUUUCGGCUUCAGUGAAAAAUGGGGAAGAAAACGAAGAAGCCCGGAAAAGGAAAAGAAAAAACAGAGAAGAAAACCGCCAAAGCAGAGGAAAAGAGAGCUCGCAGAGAGACCAAGAAGCUCUCUCCCGAGGACGACAUCGAUGCCAUUUUGUUAAGUAUACAAAAGGAGGAAGCUAAGAAGAAGGAAGUUCAUGUUGAGGAAAAUGUCCCAGCUCCUUCUCCUCGAUCAAACUGUACGUUGAACAUUAAUCCCUUGAAAGAUACUGAAUUGAUCCUCUAUGGGGGUGAAUUUUACAAUGGCAACAAGACAUUUGUCUAUGGUGAUUUGUACCGGUAUGACAUUGAAAAGCAGGAAUGGAAGUUAAUUUCGAGUCCUAAUAGUCCACCUCCCCGCAGUGCUCACCAAGCAAUUGCUUGGAAGAAUUAUCUCUAUAUCUUUGGUGGAGAGUUCACAUCACCAAAUCAGGAGAGGUUUCAUCACUACAAGGACUUUUGGAUGCUUGACCUAAAGACAAAUCAAUGGGAGCAACUUAAUUUAAAAGGGUGUCCAAGUCCGCGGUCAGGUCAUCGAAUGGUGCUAUACAAGCACAAGAUCAUCGUUUUUGGCGGCUUCUAUGACACUCUUAGAGAAGUGAGGUAUUUUAAUGAUUUAUAUGUUUUUGAUCUGGAUCAAUUCAAGUGGCAAGAAAUAAAGCCAAAACCUGGAGCCAUGUGGCCAAGUGCCCGAAGUGCUUUUCAGUUUUCUGUUUUCCAGGACGAGAUUUUUCUAUAUGGUGGUUAUUCCAAAGAACUUUCAUCUGAUAAGAGUAGCUCUGAGAAAGGAAAUGUCCAUUCAGAUAUGUGGUCCCUUGACCCUAGGACUUGGGAAUGGAACAAGGUAAAGAAAAUCGGGAUGCCUCCUGGACCUCGUGCAGGGUUUUCCAUGUGUGUUCAUAAGAGACGAGCUGUGCUAUUUGGAGGGGUGGUGGACAUGGAAGUUGAAGGUGAUGUGAUGAUGAGCUUGUUCUUGAAUGAACUCUAUGGCUUCCAAUUAGACAACCGACGUUGGUAUCCAUUGGAGUUACGGAAGGAAAAGUCAACAACAAAAAAGCUAAAGAAGAUUUCUGAACAAAAAUUUAAUGACGAUGAAGAACUUGAAACAAAUGACAAAGAUGAGAAAUCUGAGUAUGAUGAGGCAUGUAACAUGGAAAUCAACAUUGAACAGAUGUCCCAGCAUAUGAACACAAGCAUGGCCGUCGAUGAAAAUGGAAUAUCAUCCAAAUCUGACUUACCAGAGGUAGUGAAGCCCUGUGGACGCAUUAAUUCUUGCAUGGUCGUUGGUCGAGAUACUCUAUAUUUAUAUGGAGGCAUGAUGGAGGUUAAAGAUCAGGAAAUUACACUUGAUGAUUUGUAUUCUCUAAAUCUCAGCAAACUUGACGAAUGGAAGUGCAUCAUACCGGCUUCGAAAACUGAAUGGGUGGAAGCCUCCGAGGAUGAAAAUGAGGACGAUGAUGAAGAUGAUAGUGACGACGAAGGUGACAGUGGUAGCAAUAGCGAUGAGAGUGAUGAUGAUGAUGACGAUGAUGAUGAUAUGGAGAUUAGCAAAGAUGAAUCUGUUCAAAUGGGGGAUGCAGUUGCUUUAAUCAAGGGCGGAGGAAAGAAACUUCGAAGGAAGGAGAAACGGGCCAGGAUAGAUCAAAUAAGAGCCAGUCUUGGCCUUUCUGAUUCGCAAAGAACACCAUUGCCCGGCGAAACCUUGAGAGAUUUUUACAAACGUACAAACAUGUACUGGCAAAUGGCCGCACACGAACAUACUCAACACACUGGAAAGGAGCUUCGAAAAGAUGGCUUUGAUCUUGCUGAAGGUCGAUACAGGGAGCUUAAACCUAUUCUAGAUGAGCUCGCCAUCUUGGAGGCAGAGCAGAAGGCUGAAGAAGCAGAAGCACCCGAGACUAGUGCGAAAAAGAGAGGCAAGAAGAAAAGAUAAGCUUUAAGUCUCUCCAUACCAUUUUCACGUAUCACCAAGGAGAGUGUAAAUUAACACUUCAUUUUGUUACAAAACUGGUCUUGGUUACUUACUUCAUAUGAGUGUCUUAUAUGUCUUCUCUAUUUCAUAUUCAUACAAUUUUGAGUUGAAUGGCUUAUAAAUCCAUGUUUUUCUUUCU
This is a messenger RNA of Cannabis sativa, 2295 nucleotides long. RefSeq lists its product as uncharacterized. The transcript has 20 exons. Bases 171 to 2117 code for a protein of 648 amino acids. Gene Ontology annotation, molecular function: protein binding. NCBI's taxonomy places the organism in Eukaryota, Viridiplantae, Streptophyta, Magnoliopsida, Rosales, Cannabaceae. The record is from RefSeq and is a predicted model, not a curated record.